Messenger RNA from Pteropus alecto (black flying fox), 303 nucleotides. RefSeq names its product PQ loop repeat containing 2 like (gene SLC66A1L). The transcript has 3 exons. The record is from RefSeq and is a predicted model, not a curated record. Lineage: Eukaryota; Metazoa; Chordata; Mammalia; Chiroptera; Pteropodidae. The coding region runs from base 1 to 303 and encodes 100 amino acids.
AUGUGGCCUACACAAGUGGAAAAAGCACUUUCUCUGGGCUUUCUGCUGUGCUUGAUAGGUAGGGACCUAAAAAUUUUCACAGGCUGCUACCUGGCUAAUCGACUGCCUCUUCAGAUUUUUACAGCUACCUUCCGCACCAACCAGAAUGUAAUCAUGCUCUCACAAUUCAUGUACUAUAAGUUAAAGAAUCUGAAGGAAAAAUGUAAGAUCUGCGAACUUAUCGUUGAUCAGCUAGAUAAAACUGGCGCUAGUUGUCCUUUGGAAUUGCAGAGUGAGAGACCCAAGGCUUAUGUUCUGGAUUAA